AUGUAUAUAUGGGCGAAGUCGGUAGGGUUUUCUUCAUGCCGGAAAAGGAAAGUUUCCCAUGAGCCGCCUUCUUCUCCACGUCGUGUAUGGGCCGACAUUGUACCAAGGAAAGCUCCAAACAUUAGCCAGGCCUCUUCUCUUUCGAUCAAGGCCUUUGGCGCUGCUGCUCGGGCCAUUAGACACUCCAAAUCCUCCAUGGGCUUCGUUUACUCGCUUACCGGACAUGUCUCGGUAGAAAAUAAGUUCCGGCCCAUAGUUGAUCCAAAUGGCUUCAUUCCACUUCGACGUGAUGCAUGA
Molecule: messenger RNA, 297 nt
Organism: Microthlaspi erraticum
Lineage: Eukaryota; Viridiplantae; Streptophyta; Magnoliopsida; Brassicales; Brassicaceae
Source: the annotation of a GenBank genome assembly